This is a messenger RNA of Pelmatolapia mariae (spotted tilapia), 4303 nucleotides long. RefSeq names its product vang-like protein 1. The coding region runs from base 344 to 1954 and encodes 536 amino acids. Gene Ontology annotation, biological process: multicellular organism development. The transcript has 9 exons. NCBI's taxonomy places the organism in Eukaryota, Metazoa, Chordata, Actinopteri, Cichliformes, Cichlidae. The record is from RefSeq and is a predicted model, not a curated record. Gene Ontology annotation, cellular component: plasma membrane.
CCUGACUGCCAGGGUGAUUCCUACGGUUACCAAGGGCUGCUUCCUACUGUAGCUUACCGUGUGCUGUGUGGCAAACUAUUUUAUAACCUCUGGAUAAAUUAUCAACCACGGGAAUGAUAUCCCCAGCGAUAAAGGGUUAAUGUUUCCUUACCGGGCGCCCCCAGGGUCGCUUUCAAGCCUGACUGCUGACAGCUGACACCUCUGUCAUCCUCCUGAGCGAUCUAAUCGAUCACCUCUAGCUCGACAAGACAGCACACCAGGUUCUGCUCCGUUCUGCUGGCGGUUGAGUAGAGCAGGCUCUGUGUUGCCCUGAGCCCGGCUAUCUCAGCAGGACUGCAUCACCAUGGAUACAGAGUCCACCUACUCGGGCUAUUCCUACUACUCGGGGCGCUCCCGGGGAUCCCACAGACAUGGAGAGCGAAGCCGGGACCGGCACAAGUCGCGCAGCAAAGACAGCCGCUCGGAGAAGUCUGUAACGAUUAACACGCCGCCUGCAGAGCCGCUGCUAGGCGACACAGCUGUACGGGGGGAGCAAGUCCAGGAUGACAACUGGGGCGAGACCACCACAGCCGUCACGGGCACCUCGGAGCACAGCCUCUCUCAGGAGGACAUCGUUCGCAUCACAAAGGAUCUGGAGGACAGUGUGGGGCUCGACUGCCGCCGUUACUUCACACGGACCCUGGCAAUAAUCUUAGGCCUGCUGGUGUUUCUCACGCCACUGGCCUUUCUGGUGCUACCCCAUAUCCUCUGGCCAGACAAGCUGCAGAGCUGCGGGACGGCCUGCGAGGGCCUCUUCAUCUCUGUGGCCUUCAAACUGCUCAUACUGCUGCUGGCUGUCUGGGCGCUCUUCUUCAGACCAGCGCGGGCAGGACUCCCAAGGGUCUAUGUAUUCCGGGCUCUACUUGCUGUACUGGUUCUGCUCUUUGUGAUCUCCUAUUGGCUCUUCUAUGGAGUCAGGAUACUCGACUCACAGGACGAGAACUACCAGGGUAUCGUGCAGUACGCCGUGUCGCUUGUGGACGCUCUCCUCUUCAUCCACUACCUGGCCAUCGUCCUGCUGGAACUGCGGCAGCUUCAGCCGUGCUACUCUGUGUGCGUCACACGCUCCACAGAUGGCGAGACAAGGCACUACAACCUGGGACAGCUCAGUAUUCAGCGGGCAGCUCUGGCCAUCAUAGAGCACUACUACUGUGACUUUCCGGUUCAUAACCCAGCGCUGCUUUCCGCCUCCAAGUCCCGCGCUGCCAAGCAUCUGGCUGGCCUCAAGGUGUACAAUGUGGAUGGUGAGUUCCCAGCAGCCCCUGCUGAGGGUCCCGGGAACAACGCAGCAGCGGGAAUCGCCCAUUCUCAGUCCAGAGCCAUGAUCGCAGCUGCCGCCCGCCGCAGAGACACCAGCCACAACGAGCUGUACUACGAAGAGGCCGAGCACGAGAGGCGCGUCCGCAAACGCAGAGCACGGCUGGUGGUGGCAGUAGAGGAAGCGUUUACACACAUCAAGCGCAUGCAGGAGGAAGAGCAGAAAAAAGCACCUGGGGACGUUAUGGACCCUCGAGAAGCAGCACAAGCCAUCUUCCCAUCCAUGGCUCGGGCCCUGCAGAAGUACCUGAGGACCACCAAGCAACAGCACUGCCACAGCAUGGAGAGCAUCCAGCAACACCUGGCCUUCUGCAUCACCAACAACAUGACGCCCAAGGCGUUCCUUGAGAGCUACCUGACUCCAGGUCCAACCGUUCAGUACAGCCGGGACUUCUGGCGAGCCCGUCAGUGGACGCUGAUCAGCGAGGCAUCAGUCACCAACGGCCUGAAAGACGGCACCAUCUUCCUGCUCAAAUGUGUGGACUUCAGCCUGGUGGUGACGUCCAAGAAGAUCCCCUACAUCCAGAUGUCCGAGGAGUACAUCGAUCCCAAAUCACACAAGUUUGUCCUGCGGCUACAGUCGGAAACAUCUGUAUAGGACUCCAGAUGUUUUAUUUUUAUUUCACACCCUGUUGCUCUCCAAUAUUUUCAUUUUGGGUUUUGCAGUUUUUAAUUUUUACUUUUUUAAAAAUAUAUUAUAUAAGAAUCUAGCUAUCGCACACGUUUGAAUAUAUUGAUCUUUUAUUGUUGAUAAAAUCGAAAAAAGAAGAGUUGCAGCAGGAUUUUUGCUCACUGGAGUUUGGACACGGUUAAGUGCACGUGUGUGUGUGUGUGUGGGUGUGCGUGUGUGUGUGUGUGUGAUGUAAUUUUGUGUCAAAACAAUCACUCCUUCAAACAAGAUGGGAACAAGGAGCAUUUAAAGGUUUCCAACAUCUCCACAGAGAGCAGUUUUUGUGUUGGAUUUCCAUGAGACGGACAGAGCGACAGGAGGAAAGUGUGUUGUUUUGUUGUUUUGUCUACACUUGGAAGUAUUUGAAUAUUUUUGGACACCAAAAAAAAUGAAAUGGACUUAUAUAUAUACAAGAAUGAAACAACUUCAGAUUCAGCGUUAAAUGCACAUUCACAUGACGGUGGGAAUGAUCUCAGUCUGCACAUAAAGGAAGAGGCACAGUCUCCUCAAACAAACACUUUUUCCUGACAGCUGAGACGUCACACUCCACCGUGUCCAUCCUGUGGCGUGCGGCCCACGCCCUUGAGCGCUAACUUUAGCAGCCAAAGUCGGGACUCUUUGAGUUGUUUUCAGUUCCUCUCCAGGUGCAACGGAGCACAAAUCUGAAACGUUUCCACUCCAGUCGGGAGCGACGCAAGCGUGCCGUGUUUGAACACCAGGGUGAACUCGGCAUGAACCGGAUAAUAGGAGACGCACUGAGAUGGACACGUGCCCAAAAACAUUUGCCCUGCCUCAGCGGUUCAGUAACCUUCUCAGGGCUUUCAUGUCGCCCACAUCUGCCUGACGUGAUGGAAGGGGAAGGCAGCGGGAAAGAGAGACCCAGCCAUCAUGUUGGAAUUAAAAAGUACUACUGAUUUCUCCAGACUUUGGGUUACAAAGCAGAUGUAUUCAUUGUGUGUACAUUCUCCUUUAGACCUCAGUUUUCAAAUAAUGGUUGAAGUUACAGGUAACACCUCUCCCACCUGGCGUGAGGUGGGAGUUAAGUUACCAUUGCGUCCACUUUCACAGCACUGACCCUCCUUUUUCUAAACUACUGUCUGCAAACACUCCACGUUUCCUUUGUUUUGUUUGGGUUUUGACAUAUGUAUGCACACGUGGUGCAAGUAUGCACCUUUUACCUUUAACUUACCCCUGCUGCAAUGCUUUUAAUUUGAAAAUUCAAGAGAAAAUGUUCCAUUUUCUUUCUCUGUAGUGAAGUGAAAACAGACAUUAAUGCUUAAUUUGCAAGAUGAGCAACUAAACAACUGGCUUAAACAAACAGCAACAUGUAAAGUCUGAUUUCAUCUUUCAGGGCUCACAGGGUUUCAUUAUGUAUGAUGAUAAAUCACCAGAGUCUUUAUCAGCAGUGAGAGCUGCGGCAGCAGGGCGGAACCUCCUUCCCAACUGGACUGUCUGGUUUUCCUUUACUGCCUCGUCUCACCCCUGUUGUCUGACAAUUCCCUCGAGGUCAGUCCUUUCAUGGAAGGCUCAGAAGGGAUUCUCUCGCCUGCUGAAUGGGUUUACACCGGCAGGCCAGAAAAAUACAGUUAAAUGAAGUUAAAAUGACACGUGUCUGUUCCUCUGUUACUGUCGAAACUGAUGAAACUGAUCUGGUAAAAUCACCAAAGAGAAGGAAAAAAAAAGAAGAGUCGCACUGAGCACGCUCAAGAAGACAUGCAAGCAGUAUAGCUGUGCCUGAGAGCAAGGUUGUCCCCUACUGCCCCCUGGUGAUGCAACACAGCAUUGUCACUGCAUGUUUUCAGACAAAAAGAAAAAAAACUACUGGUAAUUUUAUACUAUAAUUAUUUCACUGUAAACAAAAUGUUAAAACACCUGCAAAAAAGUCAGAUACGUGCUGUUUUCUGUGUGACACGUCCACAGCAAAUCCUUUUUUUUUUUUUUUAAUUUUUCAACACGUGUCAUUGGUCAGAUUUUGUACCAACUGACAGAUAAACUUUGUAUGAUCCUGAUGUGAUGGUGCCUCCUGUUUUUAAACUCUAUCUAUUUAUGUAAGCGAGUGUGUGUUUGUGCGUGUGCCAUUCCAAUUCACGCAACCAGCCCCAACCCGACCCCCUCCUCCACCAUCUGUCACACUGUUGCCAAGUUACAGUCCUCUGUCAUGGAUUGGUUUCUGAUGGGCGGUUUUCUGAUAAUGAACGUGACGUUGCAAUGUAAGAUGUGUUUCGGUCUCACAGCGUUAGCGUUUGUAGAAAAAAAUAAAUCAUUUUUAUGAACAUU